CCCAGCCAGAUUGGGAAGGAUGUUAUGAUUGAAUACUAUGGGACGUAAAGCGAGAUUCGAUGAGUGUUGUUUGUGGGCAUCCAUGGCCCCCAUGGUAUCCAAGGGAUCCUACAAGUACAUCAACCGAGAAGAAUAUGGAGACGCUUGUGCUCAACAUAUAAAAGUUUAAUUUCAGUAUGAAGAGUGCUGCUCUGCUCCAGAAGCUGGCUUUCUUGAAAGCCAGUGGGCGACCAGGUGCUAGUACGUUGCGGAGUUUUAGACCUGUCAAGUUCUCCAAGAAUCCUGAUUGGUGCCCCUAUCGUUGCGGGACUCCUCAGCACAGUUGCCAGAAUGCGCAUUCUUGCGGGAGGAAGUCUUUUCAGACUCUGCCGACCUGGCCAAGGCCAUCCAGACAGAGAAGCUUUGCUGUGGCCGCUAGCCAGCCAGACAGCAAACAGAAGACCCCAAAUGCAGACAGCGCAUCAGAAGGACCGAAGAAGCAGGGGCUGCCACAGGUAAUUACAAGGCCGUGGCGGGAUGGGGUGGCAAGUGCUGGGCAGCCCAUAGCGCAGACUGCAGCUCGCUGGCAAUCACGAGUGGCUGCAUACGCGCGCACCAGCUUCCUGUCAGCGUACGCAGCAUUUGUGGACAACACACUGGUGGCGCUGUUGCAAGCUCUGCGGCUGGACGACCUGUUCAGGCGGGCCACUCCCUGGCUCGAGGACCGCCUUGCAGGGCUCACCGGUUCAUGGCAUGUGACGGCGGACGGCCGCAAGCUGUCCUACUCGCUUGUCAACAACACCGCUACGGACUUCUCAAUUCCUUGGCAGUACUCUGCCACGGAGGUCUUGGCUGGCGGCACGGAGGCGGCGGACGGCGCUGCCGGCCCGUCGGCAGGCUACAACCCAGCUGUUGCGCACUUUCUGUCGCUGUGCAUGAAGCUGGUGUACGAGGAGGAGGGCAUCAUCAAGGACACAGUGGAGGCGCGGUGGGGCCUGCGUUUCCACAACUACUUCCAUACAGGUACCGACAGCUUCACGGCAGCUGUCCCGGAAGGCGGCGGGGCGGCCGCCUUUGUGCCGCGCACGCGCUGUGCCCUGCUCAGCUCGCCGCACGCCCUCAUACUGGUCUUCAGGGGCUCCGAGCCCACCAACCUGAUCAACCUGCGCUCCUCGGGCAGGCAAGAGCCUGGACUGCUGGACACAUAUUGUCUUUACUUAGGUUUGAAGGAGAAUGCUGCGGAUGAAGUCAGUCGGCGUCUGUGCAGGAUAAGCAUGACGGAGCGGAAGGGCUUGGGUCGGGUGCACGACGGCUUCUAUGGGGCGCUGUUCCAUGGUGAUGAAGAGAGCGGCGUCCUCUUCGAAGAGCUCAUCAGUGCCAUCCAUGCCGCAGAUCCCAGCGGGCAGAAGGCCAUCUAUCUGGCCGGGCACUCACUGGGCGCAGCGCUGGCAAUCCUCUUUGCACAGGUGGCGGCCAGCCGGGAGCUGCCCGUAGCGGACCGUAUCACGGCCGUGUACGGUUUUGCGCCGCCGCGCGUCGGCGACAAGGAGUUUGCGCGCCACGUGUCGGCCUCCUUCAAUGCCACAUCAUCGACAGGCCGUCGUCGCGCCUUCCGGGUAUGUCAUGGCGCUGACAUCAUCUGCCACCUGCCGCCGCUGAUGCUGCAGUACGCUGAUGUCGGCCAGGAAGUCUUCAUCACCAGCACUGGCCGCGUCCUCUUCAACCCAAAGGAGGUGAAGAGGUGGCACAACAUAGAGGGCUGGGGCUUCAUACCCCUGUACCUGUAUAAGCUGCUGGCCGGGGUCUUUGACAAAAGAGAGGGGACGCUCAGGUCUCUCUACAGGGUGUUCCUGCUUGUGACCUUCCCCGGCCUGACUGACCACUGGCCCGCUGACUAUGAAGGCAAGCUCAGAAAGGCGCUGAUUCGGGACGGCAAGAGCUUUAGAUAGGCGAGAAUGGUAGUGUUUAGAUUACUUGUUGGAGCCUUUCAGUGUAGAAUAGGUGCAGUAAUUAUUGCAGCAGAAAAGACUGAUUCUGCCGGAACUGCAAACUGACUGUGCUCAGCUUGUUUGCUCUGUGCAAGCAUUGGUAAGUCUGUAUUGCGAAGCACAGAGUUGCCUUUUGGUCGGAUUAUGAUGGCCAAUAAUUCGGUAGAACAGAGCCAUGCAGCGAGUACCGUAAAAUUGUGUGUGUCAUGCUUGUGCGGACACAGGUGCACCGUGAGAUGCAUCAUGCAUGAAAUUUUUGAACUCUGCUACACUGAGAUGUCUAGCAUGCAAAGCAUUCAUGAUGGAACACACAGUGCGCGCGUUCAUCAUAUACGCUAGCAGCGCUCUGUGCUCUUCUAAUCCGAGGGUAUUGAAGCUGAAGAUAUUGGGGAAUGCUGCUGUGUUGUAAAUUUAAUGGGUCUCUGCUCGUGCAAAA
Messenger RNA from Coccomyxa subellipsoidea C-169, 2403 nucleotides. Its product is annotated as alpha/beta-hydrolase. The coding region runs from base 177 to 1928 and encodes 583 amino acids. The record is from RefSeq and is a predicted model, not a curated record. Lineage: Eukaryota; Viridiplantae; Chlorophyta; Trebouxiophyceae; Coccomyxaceae. The transcript is spliced from 8 exons. Gene Ontology annotation, molecular function: triacylglycerol lipase activity. Gene Ontology annotation, biological process: lipid metabolic process.